AGACGGAACGUCCUCACUGCAGUCUGCAGUAAAUCCACCGGUACCUUCAGUGCGCACGAGUCGGCCAGCAUCCACUGCAGUCUCUUCUGCGGUCUUUUUGCAGGUGGAAUAUGGGCGCAUACGGGACCGCCACGAUGUCUGUGUGUCUGUGUAGGACCUUCUCGCCCUUCCUGAUGCUGUUGGUACUGUCUGCUUCGGCCGAAGGCAGCGUAGGACCGAGCACCAACAACAGCUUCUGCACUGAGUCCAAGGAGUGCCUGGAGUACCAGCUGGUGUGCAAAACAGACGAAUAUGAAGUGCGCCACUACAGCCCCACGCGCUGGGUGUCCACCGAUGCCGAGGCGUACUUCAUGGGGGUCGGGGCGGCCAUGGCCUUCAGGAGGCUCUUCCAGUACAUCACCGGAGCCAACGAGGAAGGUGUGCAGAUGGAGAUGACCACCCCAGUCCUGGUCAAAAUCCCUGAGGCAACCAAGAUGUGGGAACCAGCGGUGUACACUCUCAACUUCCCGCUGCCUGCAGCCUAUCAGGACAAGCCGCCCAAGCCGACCAAUGACAAGCUCUACUUCACGGACAUGCCCGACAUGGACGUUUACGUGCGGAGCUAUGGCGGAUGGAUGCUGUCGGUCACCUCCAGACUGCACGCUCAUCUGCUGACCAAAGAGCUGGACCGCGUCCGGGCCUCCUACAACCACACGUACCACUAUGGCGUGGGCUACGACAGUCCCUUAAAGCUCACCAACAGGCACAACGAGGUGUGGUACAUCGCCGAGGGGGAGCCAGUGUGCACGGACCCCCGGGAGCCCACCCCGGCACACCCCCCCACGGCCACGCCCACCGGGAAGGCCCCGUUUGCCGCCGCCCUUCGCGCACUCCGCGCUUCCCCGGCAAAGCCCUCCGCCCCCUCCAGCCGGGCCUCGGCCCCCCCGCCCUCAGGCUCCGCCUCCCCAGUGGGGCCCUCCAGCGCCCCCUCUGGGUCCCCUCUGAACCUGCCCGCUAAGACCCCCUCUCCGGUAACACGGGGGGCCGCGUUCACCCUCCCCUUCGCCUCCGCCCAGAGCCCCCUGGAGCCGUCGUCCACCAACUCCUCUGUCGGCCCCUCCCUGGAGCCCCAGACCGCCAGCGGGCCCCAGAAUUUCACGGGGCCCCAGAAUGUCACAGACUUCCAAACCUUUACUGGUAUCAGCAGCACCGCCACGGGGCCCCAGAAUGUGAGUGAGGUAACCACCGCCACGGGGCCCCAGAAUGUGAGUGAGGUAACCACCGCCACGGGGCCCCAGAAUGUGAGUGAGGUAACCACCGCUACGGGCCCCCAGAAUGUGAGUGAGUUACACACCAUUACGGGCCCCCAGAAUGUAAGCAUGGCACACAUGGUUACAGGCCCCCAGAAUGAUAGUACGUCACACACCGUGACGGGCCCCCAGAAUGUUAGUGACCCCCAGGCUGUUACCGGUCUGGACAGUGUUAACGGGGCCCAGAAUGAUAGUGAGCAGCAGGCCGUUACCGGGGCCCAGGAUGUGAGCGAACUUCAAACGGCUACCGGCCCCCAGAAUGUAAACGACUCGCACACUGUCACUUCCCCAGAGACCGCUACUGGUUCCCAGACCCGUAGUGAGCUGCAGAAUGACAGCGGCCCCUGGAACGAUACUGCUCAGGGCUACCCAGAGGCACAGCUAGACGAGGAUCUGGAGGUUAAGCUACCUGACACUCAGUAGCGACGCCACCGACUACUGGUUGGAACCACUCGACCACUGCAGACGCAAACAAAGGUGCAGAGGUGAUUGGUAAGAGGAGUAGUAAGGGGAAGAGAGACAGCCGUGAUAGAUGGUAGAGGUUAGGAAGUGUAAUUAUCAGAGGAAGAAGGAGGAAGGAAUGUGUUGGGAAACCUGCUAGUUUCUGCUUAAUGUGUGUCUAUGCCCCGCUUACCUGCCUAGUUUCUGUGUUAAUGUGUAUCCGUCCAUCUACUCCUAGUCGCACUUAGCCAAUGUGUAACUCCAUGUUACAUCACAGCUCUGUACACAUGGCUCAUAGAAAAAUACUAAGACACCUGUCCCAUGGCAUCGCAUAUUUACACACCGACCUGUUGAAGAGAGAACCUGUGUUGAAUUUGAAUAAACAGGAACAAAUGGGGGGUCGUGAUAGCACCUUAAUAGGAUUAAUUUCAACAAGAAGUACUUAAUGGCAUUGCUGAUUGUGUAAUUUUGGAAUUGACAAAACAUUAAGAUACGCAUUUGCUUUCGUUAAUCGUAUUCCUACGUGUAAGAUACAUGCUAGUCUAACUACUGGUAGCAUUCUAUACUGGAGGUCAUUCGAAAGGCAUCUCCAUGGUGUGAGCUAUUGAGUUGUGAAGUUCUUCAUGCUAUAUGGCUUUUACUGUCUGUGUGGGCUUUCCUUAUGUCAGGUGUUGCUGCGUAAUAGACAACUUCUCUUCAUCAGUUAUGUACUUUUGUGGUUUUUGCAAAGCGAUGUAACAAGUAUUUAUUGGGAUUUCUUGGCACUGUUUAUUUUAAACAUGCAGCGCAUUUCAGAACUGCCCUACAUAUUUACUCUCAACUGUUCCUCGUAUCGUUUUGCUUUGUCUCUUCAUCCAUCUUCAAUAAGCCUAUUACACUCGAAAAGUGCCUAUAAUUACACAGUUCUUUGGAUACAAAUUCAUAAAACGCAUCCAUUUCAUCGGAUUCAAUUCGGACGUCCUCAAUACUUUACUGAGCUUCAGUUGUUCUUUUGUUGCUGGUUUUCUUGUCUCCGUGUAAUUUGAAUUUGAUUGAUUUGCACACAUGAGACGACCGGGGCCACAUCAAUCAACGGAGCCCCUGUUAAGAAAGACAAUCUCAAAUCUGAUGCCCAGUUCACUUCAUGCUUGCAUGUGGAGCUGUGGUGGCAGGCCCCAACCACCCACGGUGAAGCUGUUGCGUCACUCCGCAUUAGUGAUAAGUUUGGAAUAUGUACACCACUGAGCUUCAUGUUUUAUGUACAAGGCAAUAAAAUAAUAAAACAAUUGUGGAAUUA
Messenger RNA from Gadus morhua (Atlantic cod), 3006 nucleotides. It is a transcript of the gene soul5l, whose product is annotated as heme-binding protein soul5, like. Gene Ontology annotation, molecular function: heme binding. The record is from RefSeq and is a predicted model, not a curated record. The transcript has 7 exons. The coding region runs from base 111 to 1712 and encodes 533 amino acids. Lineage: Eukaryota; Metazoa; Chordata; Actinopteri; Gadiformes; Gadidae.